GUCAUCCUCUACAGCGCCUGCGCCUGCAUUGGACUACAAUCCCACAAUGCUAAAGCGUUGGAGGUCCAUGGCGGAGAGCAAUGACUGAGGAGUUUGAUGAAGAGGUGGUCUUCGAGAAUUCUCCGCUGUUCCAAUACUUGCAGGAUUUAGGACACACAGAUUUUGAGACAUGUGCAGCUGUGUUCCAGGAGGCAGAACAAUGCACAGGAGAGGAGGGGCUCCACCAACAGGAUAUCCACACCACACCAAGACGAGGCCUUUUCUUGAAAUUGGCUGAUGCCAUUCUGAGGUUGAACCCCUUCCAGCAAGGCAAAGCAUCAGACAGCCCAGAGAUGCAGUUGGAUGUGGGAUUUCGGCAGUAUUCGCUGCAUACCAUCCUGGAACAGGAAGUGCUGCUACAGGAGGAUGUGGAGCUGAUUGAGCUUCUCGACCCCAGUAUCCUGUCCACAGGACACUCUGAGCAAGCGGAAAAUGGCGACACUUUAGGCCUGCACUUCAUAGCAAGUCUAAAUUUUUGGGACCUCUCUGUGCUGGCUGCCUUUAUCGGGGUCCUGAUCGCCCUGCACCUGCUCUGUGAUGAUGUGUCUUGGGUGGCCCUGGGGCCCGGCCUCCUCGCUUUCACCGCCUUUGUGUUUCUCAGGGGGCUGAGCCUGUGGAAGACCGCCAGGCUGCGGAUGACUAUGAGAAAGUGCAACGUCCAGCUGGAGGAGCUGACAGCCAACAGCCGGGCCUUCACCAGCCUGGUGAGGAAAGCACUGCGCCUCAUACAGGAAACAGAAGUCAUCUCCAGGGGGUUCACCCUUUUGCUUGACAGGGUCAGUGCUGCUUGUCCAUUUAAUAAAGCGGGGCGACACCGUAGCCAGCAGCUGAUUGGCCUUCGGAAAGCAGUGUACAAAGCCCUGAGAGCCACCUUCCGAGCCUCUCGGCUGGCCACCUGCCACAUGCUGAAGUCGUACCCCCUGAACUCGGAGAUAGACAAUGUGACGAACUAUGUAUCAGCGGUGCCCCUGAAGGAGUUGGGUUUAGGGUUGAGUGAGGAAGAGCUGUCAGACGAGCAGGCCCAGGAGCUCACCGACGACUACAGUCUCCCCGCACUCAAGGUACUUUUUCAGCUGUGGGUGGGGCAAAGUUCUGAGUUCUUCCGGAGGCUGGCUUUGCUCCUGUCCCCAGUGCACAUGCCCACAGACUCGGGUCUGAGCCCUGAGCAUCUGAUGCAUCAAGUAGUGACGGAGGUGACGGGGCCGCUGCACCGCACGCUGACCACAUGCCUAGAGGAACUGCGGCGCAGCUAUGAGUUCCACCGCUACUUCGAGACACAACACCAGCCGCAGGGAGGGGGAGAGAGCUCCAACAGGGCCAGGCAGAAGUGCAGGGAGCUCAACAGCCUGUACACUGCCGUGCGCAGCCUCCAGCUCCAUCUCAAAGCCCUGCUCAAUGAAGUGAUCAUUCUGGAGGAUGACCUGGAGAAGCUGAUGGUUUCCGGGGAGCCUCCAGAGAUGACUUGCGCAGUGUACCGGGAGCUGGAGCAGAAACUGAAGCUGAUCCAGCCACACAUGCAGGCCAGUUCAAGCUGCUGGGAGGAGGCUGUGUCCCAGGUUGACAAAAUGGUACGCAGAGCCACGGACUGCAAAGGAAAGCCUGAAACUCCAGGUGAGAGCUUCACUCCUGUCCUGACUCCCACAUCCCGUCCUGUCACACUGAUUGAGGACAGAGAUCCUGUCCCGGAGGAGCAGGAGCUGGAAGCCUAUGUGGAUGACUCCGAGUCAGAUGGAGAGGGCGGGGGGGGCGGGUUUGACUACCUGUCUCCAGAGGAGAGAGCGCGGCAGAAGAAGGAAGGCGAGGAAUCCAAGAGGGUCUUACUGGAGCUCAAAUCAGUGCUGGGGCUCCGAGCCUCCGAGAUGGAGAGGCAGAAGUGGAAACAGCUGCUGUUCAGCGAUCAAGCUAUUUUGAAGCCUAUAGUGCCUGCAGAGACUUUAGAGCCCGGUGGUACCCCCGAUUCACCCCUGGACACAGCCUCCCCUCCACAAGAGUACAGUCAGUAUAAUAAUGCCCCUAAAGGGGAGGGUGAUUGUAGCAGUGAGUUCACUGGCAGUGCUGCAGUCUGUCAGACAGAGUAUUGCUGUGCUCUGCCAGAGGGGGCGCAGAGUGAGGAGGACUCUACAGACAGGGAGACAUUGAACUCCCACAGGGCUGAGGGAAUGCUGCACUAUCAGUACAACGGCACGGAAGCAGAUGCUGAGAAUGAUGUAGCUGCUGCUGAAACCAGGCCCUCCCGGGACGAUUUGGGAGUUUUGCCAGCCACUGUCCACGAGAGGCUGAGUGGACUGCAUGGGUCUGCAGCCAUCGGUUUCAGCUCUGCUUUAGCUGCUCAGGCAGCGGCCAGAUCGUAUGCCUUCUCCAGCAUGCAGGAGCAGACCUUUGGAGAGGAUGAGGAUGAGGAUGGGGGGGAGGACGGAGGAAAACUGAGCAGUGACUCUGAGGAGUAGAGAAGAUGGAGCUCUCUUACUGGCACGCAUUCUUGGAAACUGUACAAAAGGAUAUUAAUUUUCAUAGAAAAUUAUUAUUUAUAGAAAUCCUGUAAAGAUAUAUCUGUUUAAUUGUGUGAUUUUUAAAACACAACUUUUAUUUUAACGACAGAAAAGUAUUGUCUUUUAUGGAUGAACAGAAUACGUAACCAGCUUUAAUAUUCUUGUACCUCAUUUCCACUGUCCAUAAUACUGUUCUGGAAAUCAUUCUUGAUUAGAACCCACUUUGUAACUGUCCUUCUUCCCCUCAGCAUGGGGGGUCCACAUUGGCUGUGCGGUUCAAAAGAUGAAUACCUCAUAAUGGGUCAAUAUGGCUCUGUCUUCCCACAAAUGCUCUUUGUACAUUUUUUUUGUUUUGUAGUGUGUCUGAGAUGGUAACAAACCACUGUGAGCUGUUUAAGAACGGUGCUUAACAAGAACUCAUUUGAGCAUGCUUCUGUUUGAGCUGGGCAACACUGGACAAUGGAAAUGUAGUAUUGAAGCACUGUACAUGGAGUAUAUCAACCCUCUGCCCUACCGUCCAGCAAACUGGGCAAGGUGCUGAAACUCACGGGAUUUUCUGAAUGAUAAAGAUUGCUUUUCUUGGUCUUAAUUGCCAGCUCAGUAUUUUGAUGGUGGGUGACAAGAGUGGACAGACAACUGAAGCAGAGACAUACCAUGCUGCUUUAAACAAGGAAACACACUUAAUCAGUGGUGGGGAUUGAUAUGCAGUGUCUGACCAGAGUAACAGCUGCUGAGGCCUUGCCUCUGUCAUUACAUAGUAGUGGUGUUUUGAGUAGAGCAGCGAAGAGUAUGCCAGGUAAUGUUGAAAAUACCGGUUGUGGUCUUGGGUAUGGUACCUGUACAUUUGAAUGUAUUUCUAAAAGCUAAACCGGGACAUGUGCUCUGAAGAUGGACUUGCACUUGGUCUUUAGGGCAGGUACGAAAAUACGUCUGUUUCUUUAACAACAUGAUUGUUUGGUGAUUUAUUUCAUGAAAAUGUGUGGGGUUUUUUUGGAAACUCAUCUGCUACAUAACUCUGUAGCCUUCUGUAAACCAAAUGCAGUGAUACUGCAUUCACGAUGUCCGAGCCAACAUCUGUUGAAUGGUUCACAAUUGCAUGCAGUUUUGUUGCAUUUGUUAUAUACAAAUGAUGAGAUGGAAGGAUUGUAUUCUAACAAAACAUUCUAUGCUAAAGGGCACCCUUGAUUGUGUUUUACCAGUCAUUUGCUCACCAAUACAUCUCACAAAAGGAAAAGGGGUUUUCAUUGAUGUAACAGAAAAUAGGCCAUUUAUUACACAUCAUGCUGUUUAAUUACAACACAAGGAUGAAAGGGUUUUGCUGUCAUAGUACUGGUAAAAUGAUACGCUGACAGCUGGUUUCACAAGCCUUGAUUAUCACUAAUCUUGGACUACCUUACCUAGAAUAACAUUAGGUAGUCCAAGACAGGGUUGGCUGAUUUAAAUCAAGUCGAUUUAAAUCACUUGAUUUAAAAAAAAAAAAUCCUUGAUUUAAAUCAUUUUUUCAUUUACUACCUAUUUUGUAUAGUUUCUCAAGGAAAAGACACAAAAAGUAUGUUUCAAAAACCUUAUUAACACAAACAUCUUAAACUCUUACUGUCUAUAAACUAAAACUCUUAGGGCUGUAUUCUGAUCGCAGCCGAAGUGCAAGUGCAAGCGCGAACAGCGUUUGCCCCCGAUUCUGUGGCGCAUAAAUGGAGUGAAGACGUAAAAAGAAAAAAUACUGCAAUGAAAUGGUAUUCUGAAGACUUGCCUUGCCCUGCCCUGUUAUAGACCGCCUGCCCCAUCAUUAACAUAUUUGCCUAAGUGAUUCUGAUGACAGGGCAAUGGGGUCACAAAUAAACAACUCAGCACUGUGUUAAGACCUGCUGAAACCAGGUUUAUUUAGUGGUGCAAUCAGGAACUUUAACAAUUGAACACGCUAUAAAAAGCAAAACAGUCCUAAGUAACAACUGCGUGUGUUUGGACUGACACAGAAAGAGGAAAUCAAAGAAAGAAAAGUAAAAGAAAAGAAUGACUGGUAUGAGUCGGGUAUUUGUCUCUGGCGUUCGCCAUCGCUAAAUUCUUGUAGUUCACAUUCAGAGGAUGCGACAAUGAUAAAUAAUUUCAUUUGAGAUUGAGUGAUUUAGUUUGAUAUGUAACUAUUCACAAACCACCAUUUCCAACAUCCUUAAAUUUACAGUUUGGAGGGACGGUAGAGCUACAACUACGGUACAACAACAAAAAAUCCAUAAUUACAAAGAAAAAAGAAAAAAACAUAAAAAUCAAUUUCAAUAAAAAAAAAUCUGAUUUAAAUCAAAUAAAUCAGAUUUUUCUGAUUUAAAAAAAAAAGAAAAUUGCCAACCCUGUUCCAAGAGUAGUUCUAAUCGGGGUCUGUGAAACCAGCCCUAAAACUAAUACAGUAGUCCCACGUGUCCGCCCGUUAUAUAUCCACCAUGAUCAGCCUUCAGCAACGUUAGUUUAUUAUUGAACAGAGAAGAUUAGUUCAGCGAUUGUAGAUCCUACCAAAGUGUUCGUACCCUGUGUUGUAUGUGAUCCGUGCGCUGUCAUUGCUGGUAAUGUCACGUGAGCUGUUCUGGGUGUUGAUAUGUAAAUAAAUCCUGUUCGCCUGCGGGUCGUAUCAGCUUCAACCUCCGUCUCACUCUCCUGCCUGUCACUCAGCAGCAAAUGCACGCACCCACACAGCAGACGACUACCCUGUCACAAGCAUUAAUACCCUGUAUCUUUCUAAACAAGGGAUUUAGGGGAGCUCCCUAAUAAAAGCUGAAUCUCAAAACAAUAAUUGUGUGAAUAUAGUAAUUGUUACAGCUGUGUACAAUGGGAUUUAAAACAGGAUUCAUUUAUCCGCCCUUACUCUGGUCCCACCGCAGUCGGAUACGCGACAGAUUACUGUAUUUGUAAUCUAAUGUAAACCAAAAACAUGGUACAAGGCCCUGUAUCAAAAAUGACAAUUACCAUCACCAAAGUUGUGAUAUUUUGUUGAUAAUAUAUAGAUUUCCCAAAAAUAUUGUUUGUUUGAUUUUUCUGUCUACAGCUUAGAUAAAACAGCACACACAACUUAUAUUUUACAAAUAGUUUUACCUUUUACAAAAAUAAAAACAUCACAUUUUGUUCACUCCAAAUACAUCUUUUAGCAAGACUGUAUAAUUUGUGAAAAAAAUAACAAUUUUACAUAUUAGAUUUGUAUGAUGAAAUUGACCUUUUAUUAAAAAUGUUUUUUUGUGUAAACCUCCUGUGUAAUCUAAGAGCCCUCCUUACUGUUGUUGCUUUGUAAUAUCUUUGUAUGAAGGAUGUUGACGAGGCACAUGUACUGUGUGGAUUGCACUUAGUUACAACAAACCAUUGACUCUGAUCUGUUAUCCGAUAUUUUAAAUAAAUAUUCCUGUAUUGA
Acipenser ruthenus (sterlet) is the source of this 5916-nucleotide messenger RNA. Its product is annotated as vezatin-like. The transcript is spliced from 12 exons. Gene Ontology annotation, cellular component: plasma membrane. Bases 81 to 2486 code for a protein of 801 amino acids. The record is from RefSeq and is a predicted model, not a curated record. Lineage: Eukaryota; Metazoa; Chordata; Actinopteri; Acipenseriformes; Acipenseridae. Gene Ontology annotation, molecular function: myosin binding. Gene Ontology annotation, biological process: cell-cell adhesion.